AGCCUUCUUCACUCUUCAAACUUUCACCAAACUCUGAGCCCCCGCCUCCCCGAAACCAAAACACAACAAGCUCUGGAGGAGCGGCGAGCGGCGCGGCGGGGCGGGCGGACUCGCGGCGGCUCCGAGCCUCGGGAGGCUGAUGCAACUUUCCCUUUAAGAAAGCCACCUGGGCGCACGGCGGUGCGGACCCGGCACGCCAGGGCCGGGGGCUGCAGCAUGCUCUUGAGGUCCGUUGUCUGAAAGGCACUGGAAGCAGAGCCUGUGAGUGUGAUCCAGGUCUCCAGAGCCCCCCACCCACUGCCACCAUGGUAGGAAAAGGUGCCAAAGGGAUGUUGAAUGGUGCUGUGCCCAGCGAGGCCACCAAGAGGGACCAGAACCUCACACGGGGCAACUGGGGCAACCAGAUCGAGUUUGUACUGACGAGCGUGGGCUAUGCCGUGGGCCUGGGCAAUGUCUGGCGCUUCCCAUACCUCUGCUAUCGCAACGGGGGAGGCGCCUUCAUGUUCCCCUACUUCAUCAUGCUGAUAUUCUGUGGGAUCCCCCUCUUCUUCAUGGAGCUCUCCUUUGGCCAGUUCGCAAGCCAGGGCUGCCUGGGAGUCUGGAGGAUCAGCCCCAUGUUUAAAGGCGUGGGCUAUGGCAUGAUGGUGGUAUCCACAUAUAUCGGCAUCUACUACAACGUGGUUAUCUGCAUCGCCUUCUACUACUUCUUCUCAUCCAUGACACAUGUGCUGCCCUGGGCCUACUGCAAUAACCCUUGGAACACGCCCGACUGUGCUGGUGUUCUGGAUGCCUCCAACUUCACCAAUGGCUCCCGGUCCUCCCUCCUUCCCAGCAAUCUCUCUCACAUGCUCAACCACACCCUGCAGAGGACCAGCCCAAGUGAGGAGUACUGGAGGCUCUACGUGUUGAAGCUGUCAGAUGACAUCGGGAACUUUGGGGAGGUGCGGCUGCCCCUCCUGGGCUGCCUCGGUGUCUCCUGGGUGGUCGUCUUCCUCUGCCUCAUCAGAGGGGUCAAGUCUUCAGGGAAAGUGGUGUACUUCACGGCCACCUUCCCCUAUGUGGUGCUCACUAUCCUGUUCAUCCGCGGAGUGACCCUGGAAGGAGCCUUCACGGGCAUCAUGUACUACCUGACUCCACAGUGGGACAAGAUCCUGGAGGCCAAGGUGUGGGGCGAUGCCGCCUCCCAGAUCUUCUACUCGCUGGGCUGUGCCUGGGGCGGGCUCAUCACUAUGGCUUCCUAUAACAAGUUCCACAACAACUGCUACCGGGACAGUGUCAUCAUCAGCAUCACCAACUGUGCCACCAGUGUCUAUGCAGGCUUUGUCAUCUUCUCCAUCCUCGGCUUCAUGGCCAAUCACCUGGGUGUGGAUGUGUCUCGCGUGGCAGACCACGGCCCUGGCUUGGCCUUUGUGGCUUACCCUGAGGCCCUCACACUGCUGCCCAUCUCUCCGCUGUGGUCCCUGCUUUUCUUCUUCAUGCUCAUCUUGCUGGGGCUGGGCACUCAGUUCUGCCUCUUGGAGACACUGGUCACUGCCAUCGUGGAUGAGGUGGGGAAUGAGUGGAUCCUGCAGAAGAAGACCUAUGUGACAUUGGGUGUGGCUGUGGCUGGCUUCCUGCUGGGCAUCCCCCUUACCAGCCAGGCAGGCAUCUACUGGCUGCUGCUGAUGGACAACUAUGCAGCCAGCUUCUCCCUGGUUGUCAUCUCCUGCAUCAUGUGUGUGUCCAUCAUGUACAUCUACGGGCACCGGAACUACUUCCAAGACAUCCAGAUGAUGCUGGGCUUCCCUCCACCUUUCUUCUUCCAGAUCUGCUGGCGCUUUGUCUCUCCAGCCAUCAUCUUCGUGAGUGCCUUGGGGCCCUCCCUGCCCCCUACUGGCCCUCAGCCAAGUGUCUACUUAGGAACCAGCAGAAAGGGAGCAGGAGUCCAUCGACCUGGCCAGAGCUCUACACCCACAAUUCUGGCUUCUGGUGUCUGA
Dipodomys ordii (Ord's kangaroo rat) is the source of this 1976-nucleotide messenger RNA. It is a transcript of the gene Slc6a9, whose product is annotated as solute carrier family 6 (neurotransmitter transporter, glycine), member 9. The transcript has 12 exons. Gene Ontology annotation, molecular function: glycine:sodium symporter activity. The coding region runs from base 306 to 1976 and encodes 556 amino acids. Lineage: Eukaryota; Metazoa; Chordata; Mammalia; Rodentia; Heteromyidae. Gene Ontology annotation, biological process: neurotransmitter transport; synaptic transmission, glycinergic; sodium ion transmembrane transport. The record is from RefSeq and is a predicted model, not a curated record. Gene Ontology annotation, cellular component: plasma membrane.